AUGCAGGAAAAUAGGAAGUAUUCUGAAGAAAUGCAGGAUGGGAUUAGGAAGAAAUUUGAGGAGAUGGUGCUGGUUGUGGAUGAGAUAUUGGAUGAGAAGAGAAGGGAGAAACGGGAGAUGGAAGGGGAGAUGAAGGGGUUUAAGGAGAAUUUUGAACUAGUGUUGAAUAAUGCCAUGGUUGUGCUUGGAAAUAGUUAUGAUGGGGUGGAUACUAAUUUAGGUGAGAUGGGGAAACAUUUGAGUUAUUUUGUGGAUGAGAUUAAGGAUUUGUAUGAAUUAAUGAGACAGGAGAAGCAGGAAAUUAAGGAUCAACAGGUUGAAAUUAUGAAGGUGAAUGAUAAGAUUACAAAGCAGUCUGAGAAAGUGUUGGAUAAUAUGGAUAUGAUUGAACUGAAUGUGAAUCAAUAUUGGCAAUCUUCUCAAAAUAUGGCAAUAGAUAUUCAAACCAAAAUCCAAUAUUCUUCAUUCAAUCUUGAUUUGUUAAAUAACUUGAUUGAUAAAUCAAUUGAUGAUUAUAUUCUACAAUCUCAAUAUAUCGAUAACCAAACUUCUAUAAUCCUACAUGAGAUUGCCAUCAAAUUUACACAAGAAUUAAAUCUAGCUGCUUCUGAAACCAUCCUUCAAUUUGAAGUAUUGUUGAGCAAAUCCCUAUCUAAUAUCAACAUCAAAAUCAAUCAGACUGAACAAUCUAUAGACGAUCUAAACACAAAUAUCAAUCAAGUAAUAGGAAUCUUUCAAGUCGGUUCCAGGAUGUUUGAAACUGGAUUAAAUUUCACCAUGGCAAUAACUCAACAUGCAAAAACAAUCCCAAGCAAAAUACAACAACUUGCACAAGUGUAUAUUGAUAAGUUUACAGGUGGGUUUCAAUUUGGAUAUAAUCUAUUUUUGAUUUUGUUAAUUUGGUCAAUAUUUAUCCUAUUUCAACCAUUGUGGAUUAGAGUGUAUAGAUUGAGUCCAAUGAAGUGGAUAGUUGAAUUGAUGGUUGAUAAUUGGUUUAAACUUGUUGCUGUUUGUUUAGGAGUUGGGUUAGCUUUGGGGUUUAUUCAUUUACUUGAUUUGGUUGCUGUUAAGUAA
Hemisphaericaspora subhashii is the source of this 1074-nucleotide messenger RNA. RefSeq lists its product as uncharacterized. NCBI's taxonomy places the organism in Eukaryota, Fungi, Ascomycota, Pichiomycetes, Serinales, Debaryomycetaceae. The transcript has a single exon. Bases 1 to 1074 code for a protein of 357 amino acids. The record is from RefSeq and is a predicted model, not a curated record.